AUGGUAGUGGAUCCGAGGCAGUUGGAGAAGUUUGCACUGGAGGCUGACAUCCGAGCACUACUGGGAUUAGAUCGUGACGAGGAUGAGUACGGGGCGCAGGUUGGCGAGGUUGCUAGUCUGUCUAGGUGGUACAGUGGAUUUGGUUUGUUGGGUGUGGGAGCUUUGACUCAUUUGCAGCAGUCUGGUCCGCCAGCUAGAGAGGCUCAGUGUUACCUUCUUUUGCUGCUUGGGUCCACACUGUUCGUAGAUAAGAGUAAGGACCGCGUUUCUGCUGUUGUGAACUUGUUUGUGAAGAGGCCGGAUAUGCUAGGAGAGUAUGCGUGGGGGGCUGGAGCACUUGCUUAUCUGUACAGGCAGCUUGGUAUUGCCUCCCGGGCGGAGGCUAAGGGAGUGGCGGGUUGUCUGACUUUACUACAGUGUUGGAUUUACGACCACUUUCCUACUUUGAGGCCUAGUCGGUUGGAGCCACGAGAGCUGGAGCAGGGGCAGGCAGGAGCAUUAAGGUGGCGCGGUACAGCACCCCGGUCGAGUAAGAGGAGGGAUGCACAAAUGCUGGCUUACUAUCGGCAGGCUAUUGAUAGUUUGACCCCUCAGUCAGUUAGUUGGACUCCGUAUGGUCGUAGUCCUCAUCUGACGGUGAGACGUACCUUGUACCAGGGCCUGCCCAGAUUUGCAGAGAUAGCAGAAUAUUAUGAUCCCACUAGGUGCCUCCGACAGUUAGGCUACGUGCAGGGUGUACCGUAUCCACGCUUGUUGUGCGUCGACCUGCUUCCACGCUUGGAUACUCUCUUAGCUACCAGUCUGUCUAUGAUUCGUAUUGGACAACUUGGGGGCGCAUAG
This is a messenger RNA of Linum tenue, 840 nucleotides long. NCBI's taxonomy places the organism in Eukaryota, Viridiplantae, Streptophyta, Magnoliopsida, Malpighiales, Linaceae. The record is from the annotation of a GenBank genome assembly.